Messenger RNA from Ilyonectria robusta, 1881 nucleotides. RefSeq lists its product as uncharacterized. Bases 1 to 1881 code for a protein of 626 amino acids. The transcript is spliced from 2 exons. The record is from RefSeq and is a predicted model, not a curated record. NCBI's taxonomy places the organism in Eukaryota, Fungi, Ascomycota, Sordariomycetes, Hypocreales, Nectriaceae.
AUGCCUCGACCAGAACCAAUCAAGGUUCCGCUUGAAGAGAUCCGCCGAACGCUGGAAGAUCUAGACCGCCAACGCGAUCGAGACCGGUUUCGAUGUGUCCCCGAAGCCACCCGGCCACGAGACGAGGGAGGUAGAGAGCUGGUGGACGAGGCGACCCUACAGGCUCUCCGCGAAGCCCCACAGGAGCCGGUCCGAGUCCCGCUUGAAGAGAUCCGCCGAACCAUGUAUGACCUGGACCGCCAGCAUGCCGAAGAAAGAGCCCACCGCAAAGGAAAUCGCCCGCGGAAAGUCUCAGAGCUACAACCCCGAGGCGGGAAGGUCAUAUUACCUCCCAAGGAGGUUGCCCCUCGGCCGCAGGAGGUUAUGGAGUCAGAGCUCCGAAAUGAGCAGCUCAGAGUACCCUUCGAGGAGAUCACUCGUACAACCGACGACCUGGAUCGCCAGCAUGCUGAAGAAACAGGCUGUCAGAGGCAAGCAGGUCACCAGCAAGAAGCAUCGGAGCCACAGACCCAAGAGGGAAAGGUCCUAGUACCUCUCCAGGAGAUCUCGCGUACGUUGACCGAUCUAGAUCGGCAGCACGCCCAAGAAGCAGCUUGUCGGAGACAAGUAACUCGUCCUCAAAAGGACACAGAGUCACGGCUACGAAAAGGGAAGGCUUUAGUUCCCCUGGAAGAGGUCAUGCGUACAAUAGAUGGCCUAGACCGCCAGAACGCCGAAGAAACAGCCCUUCGGAAAGAAGGGCGUCAUCCACAAAGAGCCUUGGAGCCACGGCUACGAGGGGGAAAGGUCAUGUUACCUCCCGAGGAGGUCACCCGUUCGUUGAGCGAUGUAGACCGCCAGCAUGCUUUAGAAACAACUCGUCGGAGACGAGCAGCUCGGCCGCAGGAGAUCGUGGAGUCAGAGCUCCGAAAUGGGAAGCUCCGAGUGCCCCUCGAGGAGGUCGCCGGCACAUUAGAUGGCCUCGACCGCCAGCGCGCCGAACAAACAGCCCAUCGGAGACAGCAUGGGAAGGCUUUAUUACCCCUCGGUGAGAUCGCGUGUACAUUGGACCACCUUACCCGACUGCGUACCGAAGGAAGCACUCCCCGGGGAGCUGGGCCGCGUCCACAAGAGGUCACGGAGCCACAUCUUCAAAGUGCGAAGCUCAGAGUACCCCUUGAGGAGAUCGCCCGCACAUCUGGCGAUCUGGACCGCCAGCGCGCCGAAGACCAAUCCAAUCAGGUCCAUCAGGCUUCCCAAGUGGCAGACGUUCCAGAACUUGUACGGCGACCAAACACCCCUGAGCCGGCCUUCCCUCCUCCACAGACACCGCCUUCCCGCAAACGCCACAGCCCACGGCAGGAAGGACUGCUGACUCCACCGCCCUCGGGGCCGGAACGCUCUCGGAAAAGGCCUCGGCUGCUGCAGCACGAGACUGUCCAACUCCAGCAGCGGUUCGUCGACGCGAUUCUACAACAACGGGAGUCCUGCUUUCGCGCUAAGAAGGAUGCAUCGGUAGGAAAAUCCUGGUGCAAAGAAGUCUCACCCGCCCUCCAAGUCGAGACUUCGAAGUCGUUCUACGAGGGUUUCACAGACGAAUGGACGUUACCCAUUUCCCACUGCGUUUUCUGCUAUAGAAAAUGCCCCCCAGCCAAGAUUACUACUAUCCAGUGGAGAACGUACUUGACCCCAGUGUUGCUGCAGGCUACGACGGCUCUUCAGAAAUGCAAAAAGUGUCUCCCACAGGACGGUGACAUGGGGGUCGAUAUUUGCCUCGAGUGCCGCGGCAUUUUCGAAAACGGAAAGAUGCCGAAGGCAUGUUCGGUCAACAACAUGGACAUCGGGUGUGAGCAUCGUUAUCCUCGUGAACUCGAUGGCCUCUCCCUGUCGAGGAGAGACUGA